ACCGUAUUUGGGAGUGUUUCCGUAUGGGCGUAGAAGAAGUACAGAGAGCGUCAAUGGUACUACUUUAUCUCCAAUGGUGAUUUUGGUAAUUGCUGUUGCUCUCUCCGCACACACAUCUGAUUGAUAGGUGACCUUCGAUCUCACUGAGGAACACCGACAUCAGGAUAGAUAGUGUGCCAUAGUUGUUGGUUUUUAUGUGAAUCUAGGGUUUUGGGAAAUUUCCGAUUGCGGGAGCAGCUUGGUGUUAAUGGCUGAUGAGGAGAUUGAGUACGAGAGCGAUCCGGAGGAGGGGAAGCUGUCGUUGAAGUUGCGGAGGAGAGAAGCGAGCGACGAUGAGGAAGAAGACGGUGGCCGCCGGGCGAAACCACCGCGAAGAGUCGAUGAUUCCGACGGGGAAUCUGAAGGCGCUGCGGCGGAGUAUGAGGAUGAAGUGAGGGAAGGAGAAGGAGAGAGGGAGAGAGAUUAUGAUUCGGAUGAGGAAGAGUAUUUGGAUGAGGAAGAAAGCGGCGGCGGUGGUGUGGAGGUUGUGGCUGUGGAAAGAUUGGAUGGUGGAGAAGCUUCCGGAGCAGUCUCAAAUGAGUUAACGGAGAAGGAAGUGAGCAAUGAUGCAGAGGAGAUUGAAAUUGAGGAUAGUUUAGUGGUAGAUGGUGAGCACGAGGGAGACAGGAAGGAGAUAGAGCCCUAUGCCGUGCCUACUGCUGGAGCAUUUUACAUGCACGAUGACAGGUUCCGCGACAAUGUCCGGGGCCGGAAUAGGCGAACGCUUGGAGGAAGAAGGUUAUGGGAAUCCAAAGAUGAGAAGAAAUGGGGACAUGAUAAGUUUGAGGAGCUGACUAUGCAGGAAAGGUAUCAUGAGGAGGCACGAAGGGGUUCUAAGGGCCAUUACAGAGGUCGAGGUAGAAACAGAGGCUCAGGCCGUGGCUAUGCACAAGGAAACAGACCCAGAGAAUAUAAUGAUUAUAAUAUCACCCAGCCUAACAACAAUCCAAAGAUUGUUCCUAAGAGUGUCAGGGGGCGGGGGCCUCGAAGAUAUCAGCCAUCUUACAAGAACAGUAAUGAAGCACCUGUUGCACAAAAGUAUCAAUCUGGAAAAUAUGUGGAGAAGCAUUCAAAUGUUCGUUCUGAGAAGACCACCCAAGCUGUAUCGAAUUCAGAAACUGAGGUGGUUCAGCCCAGGAAACAAGUAGCCUCCAAUCUCAACAUUGCUUCUCCUCCAUUUUAUCCAACUGGUUCUUCCUCAAAAGAUAACAUUGGGCCACUUAAGAGGGAUGUCCAGACUGGUACAAUCAAUCAAAAUGGUCAGCAAUCAAUACUGGAUGAGGGUUCUAACAUGGCCAGGCCGAUGAGGGGAAAGAGCAGAGUGGAUUCCAUUGGUUUUAAUAAACUGUACAUUGAUGGUUCUGCAUCAGCAAUGACUGGGAAGCCGCAGACCACUGUGCAAAUGUCAGUGACUGGUUCGGCAAAUAUGAACCCUACUCAACCUCAGUUGAGGGGUCAAGGAAGAGGAACAAAUGUCACAGCACAUAUAUCCUAUCAACCGGAUCCAUCUAGUAACCAAGUGAACAAGGCCCCUUCAUCCGGCCAGCCUCAGAACUUCCAAAGGAACACUGGUCAAAGUCGUAGUCAAUCUACAGCUCAAGGUUCCAUUCAGCAAUUUACACAGCAUUUGCCUGGUGGGCAUCGAACUUCUUCCCCACCAUCGGCUGCUGGCUCAGUUAAUGCAUUUGAAUCUGGAGAGAUGCAAUCUGCUUCAGAUUCAAAUCAGGCGAAGUCUGCAGGAGUUUCCAAAGGAAAAGGGGUUGUGCAAAGCAGCGGGAAGGGCUCCUUCAUGUAUAGUGGAGCUCAGGUUAUUGGGGCUACUGGUAGUAUGGCUGGUUCCGACCAAAACUUCCCUGCUUUCUUGCCAGUCAUGCAAUUUGGGGGCCAGCAUCCUGGAGGAAUUGGCGUUCCUGCCGUUGGCAUGGCUUUCCCGGGAUAUGUUGGUCAACCACAACUCGGUCAUGGGAGUCCUGAAAUGACUUGGUUACCAGUCUUAGCCGGUGCUGCUGCUGGAGCAUUAGGUGCAGCAUAUUGUCCUCCAUAUAUCACCGUUGAUGGUUCAUAUAAUCCUCGGCCAUCUGGACAGGCACCUUCAACAACUACUUCAAGUAAAGAAACUACUACAGCAAAAGGCAAUAAUGAUUGGAAGCCAAAGAGUCCAGAGAUUGCAAGCGAUGAUUUUGGGCAGAGGCAAAAGAAUCCGCGAAGAUACACAGAGAUGAAGUUUGAUCAGUGAAGUUAUGGAAGUUGUGAAAUCCUUUGGAAUAAAAAGACCAAAAAAAUGUAUCUCUUCCAUCGAUUGGCUUUAGCAGAGAGUUUCUUGGGUGUGGUUUUGGUAAAGCCUUACUACAAAGCCCUUUGUGUUUCUCCAGGUCUUGACCUGGACCACUUUGGGCUACUGCAUAGUUUGAGAUAAUUUAGAUAUAUCUUAAAAAACACCUGAUUUCGGGGCUUAUUAAACGCAGCAGAAUGGCGAAUGGCAUCCCUAGUUCUUUUAUGAUGUUAUUUAUCUUGCAUUAGAUUUUUCCUUGAGCGUACGAGAUGAUUGUGACUGGACGAGCUCCUGGUGAUAUGUGGGAAUAACAAGUAUUGUUGUGCAGCUUUCGCUUGUUUUGUGAAACUGGGUUUGUGUUGCUUUCAUAAAUGGUGAGCAUUUUCCAAUUCUAUCCUUGUUUGGAGAAUUUGCAAAUGGCAUUUACCCUUGUGUUAUCUAUUCUUUUGCUUGUUCUGCGUAGUGUCAAAUAUUAUCUGGCUUGGGACUAAAACUGCUUAUAUC
This is a messenger RNA of Andrographis paniculata, 2815 nucleotides long. Its product is annotated as protein MLN51 homolog. Gene Ontology annotation, molecular function: mRNA binding. The transcript has 11 exons. Lineage: Eukaryota; Viridiplantae; Streptophyta; Magnoliopsida; Lamiales; Acanthaceae. Gene Ontology annotation, biological process: mRNA processing. Gene Ontology annotation, cellular component: exon-exon junction complex. Bases 248 to 2275 code for a protein of 675 amino acids. The record is from RefSeq and is a predicted model, not a curated record.